Postia placenta MAD-698-R-SB12 is the source of this 798-nucleotide messenger RNA. RefSeq lists its product as hypothetical. Gene Ontology annotation, molecular function: hydrolase activity, acting on halide bonds, in C-halide compounds. The transcript has 5 exons. NCBI's taxonomy places the organism in Eukaryota, Fungi, Basidiomycota, Agaricomycetes, Polyporales, Adustoporiaceae. The record is from RefSeq and is a predicted model, not a curated record. Bases 49 to 798 code for a protein of 249 amino acids.
CUAUCGAGCAGUGACCCACGCCCAUCCCCCAGAGUACCAGAUCCCGACAUGAUCCUCGACGACAGCCCCCUUUACGGCGUGCAAGUCCUCGUCUUCGACCUCAUGGGCACCUGCACCGACUGGCACACCUCCAUCGUCGCUGCUAUGCUCCGGCAGGCGCCCCCGCCCCCGCUCACCGACGCCGACCUCCCUGUGCUUGCUAUGGCCUGGCGCACGGGCUUUUUCCGCGCCAUCUUUGCGUCUUACACUGCGGGCGAGCAGGCGCCCAGCAUCGACGAGGUGCACGCACGAGUGCUGGACGCGAUACUCGCGGAGCGGGGCGUCGGCACCGAGGUCUGGAAUGCAUCUGUGCGUGAGCAGCUGGUACACGCGUGGCACGACCAGCAAGCAUGGCCAGACAGCGUCGAGGGCAUCCGGAGGCUGAAAGAGCGAUGCAUGGUCGUCGUGCUCGCAAACGGGACCACGCGCCUCCAGCUCGACAUCGUGCGCGCGGCGCGACUGCCCUUCGACACGCUCUUUUCGUCGCAGAUCCUGCAUCUCACGAAGCCCGACCCGGCGGCGUAUGCCACGGCCCUCGCGCUCGUCGGCGUGCGCCCCGAACAGGCAGCGAUGGUCGCCGCGCACGCGUACGACCUGCGCGCGGCCGCAAAAGCGGGGAUGCGGACCGUGUACAUUCGGCGCGCAACGGAAGACCCAGACGAGGACAUGGACGCAGUCCGGUCCGAAGUGGACGUGUUCAUUGACGGGGCGGGCGGGCGUGGAGGCCUACUUGCGCUGUCAGAGCUCAUGGGGUGCUGA